Molecule: messenger RNA, 1326 nt
Organism: Amorphotheca resinae ATCC 22711
Lineage: Eukaryota; Fungi; Ascomycota; Leotiomycetes; Helotiales; Amorphothecaceae
Exons: 3
Coding region: 1-1326 (441 amino acids)
Biological process (GO): carbohydrate catabolic process
Molecular function (GO): magnesium ion binding; L-rhamnonate dehydratase activity
Source: RefSeq, a predicted model, not a curated record
AUGGCGUCUUCCACAGCCCGCAGCUUCCCUUCCAUCAAGGCAAUUAGGACGUUUGUGAUCGAUGGAGUCGGAUCUGGAGGAGAUUAUCACAAUGUCAAAGGUGGUCAUUGGCUGAUUGACACUCCCAUAUCGACACCGAUGUCACGAUGGGAGAACUACCGAGCUUCAAGGACGAGCUGGGGCAUCAACGUCCUGGGCUCGUUUUGCGUCGAAAUAGAAGCUUCGGAUGGCACGGUUGGAUUUGCGACGGGUUUUGGAGGUCCUCCGGCAUGCUGGCUUGUCCACCAACAUUUUGAAAGAUUCCUCAUCGGUGCCGACCCGCGAAAUACAAAUCAUUUAUUUGAACAGAUGUACAGAGCCUCCAUGUUCUACGGUCGCAAGGGGCUUCCUAUCGCUGUGAUUUCGGUCAUUGAUCUUGCCCUCUGGGACCUGAUGGGCAAGAUCAGGAACGAGCCGGUGUAUAAACUUAUUGGAGGUGCUACGCGGGAUAGACUUGACUUCUACUGUACAGGCCCAGAGCCAGUCGCUGCGAAAGCUAUGGGAUUCUGGGGUGCCAAGGUCCCAUUGCCAUACUGCCCGGAGGAAGGUCAUGCCGGUCUCAAGAAGAAUAUUGAGUUUCUACGAAAGCACAGAGAGAGUGUUGGCCCCGAUUUUCCAAUCAUGGUAGACUGCUAUAUGAGUCUGAACGUUCCAUAUACGAUAGAGAUCGUCAAAGCUUGCUUGGAUCUCAACAUCAAUUGGUGGGAGGAAUGUCUGUCUCCUGAUGAUACGGACGGAUUCGCACAGAUCAAGCGCGCUCACCCUCAGGUCAAAUUCACGACCGGAGAGCACGAAUAUUCGAGAUACGGUUUCCGAAAGCUUAUCGAGGGACGAAAUCUCGAUAUUAUUCAACCAGAUGUCAUGUGGCUUGGUGGAAUGACGGAGCUUCUCAAGGUGGCUGCGAUGGCGGCUGCGUAUGAUAUUCCCGUUGUCCCUCACGCAAGUGGACCUUACAGUUAUCAUUUCGUGGUAUCUCAGACCAAUUGCCCAUUCCAGGAGUAUCUCGCAAACUCACCAGAUGGAAAGAGCGUGCUUCCAGUCUUUGGGGACUUGUUCCUGGAUGAGCCGAUCCCUGAGAAAGGCUACCUGGAUGUGACACAGCUCGACAAGCCAGGCUUCGGAUUAACCCUCAAUCCAGCCGCGAAACUCAUCCCCGCACAAUAUCUAUUGACGCCAAAUCCCGAGAGACCGCUCGGAAAGCCAGCGGUUGAGAAAGAGAAACCAGAGGGACAAGCAGGGCUUGUAAAUGGAUUGGUUGAAGGCGUAAAGGAUCUGAAUGCUUCGUAG